Messenger RNA from Pipistrellus kuhlii (Kuhl's pipistrelle), 3282 nucleotides. It is a transcript of the gene MLXIPL, whose product is annotated as MLX interacting protein like. The transcript is spliced from 17 exons. Gene Ontology annotation, biological process: regulation of transcription by RNA polymerase II. Bases 54 to 2612 code for a protein of 852 amino acids. Gene Ontology annotation, cellular component: nucleus. The record is from RefSeq and is a predicted model, not a curated record. Gene Ontology annotation, molecular function: DNA-binding transcription factor activity, RNA polymerase II-specific; RNA polymerase II cis-regulatory region sequence-specific DNA binding; protein dimerization activity. Lineage: Eukaryota; Metazoa; Chordata; Mammalia; Chiroptera; Vespertilionidae.
CGGCCCGCAGCCUCCCGGGCGGCUGCAGCGGGCCCGGGCCGGGGAGCGCCGCCAUGGCCACGGCCGGGGCACUGGCGGGCCUGGCCGCGGGGCUGCAGGGCCCCCGGACGGUGCCCGGCGCGGACUCGGACUCAGACACGGACUCGGAGGACCCGGGCGCCCGCCGCGGCGCGGGCGGGCUGCUCCGCUCGCAGGUCAUCCACAGCGGCCACUUCAUGGUGUCGUCGCCGCACAGCGACUCGCUGCCCCGGCGGCGGGCCCGGGAGGGGCCCGUGGCGCUCGCCGACUUCGGGCCGCGCAGCAUCGACCCCACACUCACCCGCCUCUUCGAGUGCAUGAGCCUGGCCUACAGUGGUAAGCUGGUGUCUCCCAAGUGGAAGAAUUUCAAAGGUCUCAAGCUGCUCUGCCGAGACAAGAUCCGCCUCAACAACGCCAUCUGGAGAGCCUGGUAUAUCCAGUAUGUGGAGAGGAGGAAGAGCCCCGUUUGUGGCUUUGUGACUCCCCUGCAGGGGCCUGAGGCUGAUGCGCAUCGGAAACCGGAGGCUGUGGUCCUGGAAGGAAACUACUGGAAGCGGCGCAUCGAGGUGGUGAUGCGCGAGUACCACAAGUGGCGCAUCUACUACAAGAAACGGCUCCGUAAGUCCAGCAGAGAAGGGGACCUCCUGGCCCCAAAACAGGUGGAGGGGGGAUGGCCGCCACCAGAGCGAUGGUGCGAGCAGCUCUUCUCCAGCGUGGUGCCCGUGCUGCUGGGGGGCCCCGAGGAGGACCCCGGCGGGCGGCAGCUGCUGGACCUCGACUGCUUUUUGUCUGACAUCUCGGACACACUCUUCACCAUGACCCAGCCCAGCCCCACGCCCCUGCAGCUGCCCCCUGAGGACGCCUACGUGGGCAAUGCUGACAUGAUCCAGCCGGAACUGACGCCUCUGCAGCCCAGCCUGGAUGACUUCAUGGAGACCUCAGAUUUCUUCACCAACUACCGCCCCCCUCAGACUGCCACGCCUUCAAACUUCCUGGAGCCCCCCAGCUUCGGUCCCAUGGCUGACUCCCUUUUCAGCAGUGGGAUCCUGGGCUCAGAGGCGCCCCCCGCCUCCUCAGGCAUGACCCUCCUCUCAGGGCAUACCCACCAGCAGGCUCGGAGAAGCUGCCCUGGCUCCCUGGACUCCAGUAUCUUCCUGAGCUCUGACUUCCUCCUUCCUGAAGACCCCAAGCCUAAACUCCCUGCCAGUCCCUCACCCCCACCCCUCCUCCAAUACCCUGCCCCUGCCAGAGGGCCUGGCCCGGAGCCCUGUCCCCCACCCCUCUUCCCUUCCAUGGCCCCACCCGCUGCUGUGCUGCAGGAAGAGCCUCUCUUCUCUCCCAGAUUCUCCUUCCCAACAGUCCCUCCUGCGUCAGGAGGCUCCCCACUGCCUGCUCCCACAACCUUCCCACCUACCCCACAGUCUGGCACAGGCCCUGCCCCCACUCACUUCCCCAUGGACCUUCUAUCCUCGGGGUAUCCAGAGCCCCUGUUUGGGCCUCACUUCACAAUGCCUCAAGGUGUGCAGCCCAGAGGCAAGCCCCCUACCCCAUCCCCUAGGGAGCGGAAGCCCAGCCCUCGGACCUUGGCCCCUGCCAUUGCUGGGGGCAACAAUUCUUGCCUCACACAGCUCCUCACAGCAGUCUGCUUGUACGCAGCCAAGCCUGAGCAAGCCCUGGAGCCACCUCUUGUGUCCAACGUCCUCCUGCGGCCCCCAAAAUCCCGGGAGACGGUCCCUGAAUUCCCCUGCACCUUCCUUCCCCCGACUCCGGCCCCCACACCACCCCGGCCACCUCUGGGCUCGGCCACACUGGCCCCUCCCAGGCCCUUGAUUGCCCCCAAAGUAGAGCGGCUGUCACCCCCAGCACCCAGCGGCGGUGAGCGGCGGCCGUCCGGGGAGCUUAACUCCAUGCCGGGCCCAGGGACUCUGAGUGUCCGAGUCUCUCUGCCUCAGCCCAUUCUAAGCCGGGGUCGUCCAGACAAGACUGAAAACCGGCGCAUCACACACAUAUCUGCGGAGCAGAAGAGGCGCUUCAAUAUCAAGUUGGGAUUUGACACCCUGCAUGGGCUGGUGAGCACGCUCAACACCCAGCCCAGCCUCAAGGUGAGCAAAGCAACGACACUGCAGAAGACGGCCGAGUACAUCACCAUGCUGCAGCAGGAGCGGGCGGCCUUGCAGGAGGAGGCCCAGCAGCUACGGGACCAGAUUGAGGAGCUCAAUGCUGCCAUUAACCUAUGCCAGCAACAACUGCCGGCCACUGGGGUGCCCAUCACACACCAGCGUUUCGACCAGAUGCGAGACAUGUUUGAUGACUAUGUCCGGGCCCGCACGCUGCACAACUGGAAGUUCUGGGUAUUCAGCAUCCUCAUCCGACCUCUGUUUGAGUCCUUCAACGGGAUGGUGUCCACGGCAAGCUUGCAGAGCCUCCGUCAGACCUCGUUGGCCUGGCUGGACCAGUACUGCUCCCUACCUGCUCUCCGGCCAACUGUCCUGAACUCUCUCCGCCAGUUGAGCACAUCUACCAGCAUCCUGACGGACCCAGGCUGUAUACCUGAGCAAGCCACACGGGCGGUCACAGAAGGCAAACCAUUAUAAAGCUGAGCAGACCCUGCCAUUCACUCAGCUGCCCUGGGGACUACUUUCCUUGGAUGUGGGCUCCAGACACAGCUUCUGGGCUCUCCCUUCCUGCCCCCGGCCCUGGUUGUCCCCUUUCCUGAGAGUGAAGCAGGCCCCUGGCCUCUGCCCACCACCUGGAAGUCAGAAAACACUGAGUUCCAGUGCCUGCUCUUCCAGUGACUACACUGUGACGUAGGGGACUUGUAUUCCAUCUUUGGACCUCCAUUUUCCAGUCUGCAAAAUGGGGGUGAGGAAGGCUCAACCAGAUGAUGAUCCCAAGGCCUUAGCAGCUGUGACACUUGGGGCCUAAACUGGCAACUCAAGGAACUUGAAGGAGAGAAUGGGAAGAUCCUAUUCCUCUGUCACUCCCAUCUGCUCCCCAACAGGUAGAGCACAUGCCUCUUGUUUCUGAGCAAAGCAGAAAAGGGGGUUCUCUCUGUGCCUUCACCGGUAACCUGGGGGCGCUGCAGGAUAGCACCCCUGGGUGGAUGGGUGGACGAAGCCUGGAAAUUCUGGUCCCAGGAGAACACCAGCACGGGUGGUGGCCAAACCAAGGCAGGCAUCGUGCGUGUGUGUGUGUGUGUGUGUGUGUGUGUGUGUGUGUGUGUUUUGUAGAGAAUUUUGACCAAUAAAAACAAACUGUCAGGGA